Priceomyces carsonii is the source of this 573-nucleotide messenger RNA. RefSeq names its product endopeptidase catalytic subunit (gene IMP1). Lineage: Eukaryota; Fungi; Ascomycota; Pichiomycetes; Serinales; Debaryomycetaceae. Gene Ontology annotation, cellular component: membrane; mitochondrial inner membrane peptidase complex. The coding region runs from base 1 to 573 and encodes 190 amino acids. Gene Ontology annotation, molecular function: serine-type endopeptidase activity. The record is from RefSeq and is a predicted model, not a curated record. The transcript has a single exon.
AUGCCUUUACCAGAUACUUUAAGGUUCUUAGGAUUGACUCUAUCUUGGACUUUAAGAGCUGGGUGCUUACUACAUGUGCUUCAUGAGCAUGCUUAUGAGUUCACAGAGACGAGGGGCGAAUCCAUGUUACCGACUCUACAGAACCACAAUGACUAUGUGCAUGUAGUAAAGAAAUAUAAGCUCGGUAGAGGUCUUGAUAUGGGAGAUUGUAUUGUUGCAAUCAAGCCAAGUGACCCUGACCACAGGGUGUGCAAAAGAAUAACGGGUAUGCCGGGAGAUAUUAUAUUAGUUGAUCCAUCAUCAUCUUCGGAAUUGACUAAUUCAGCUGCAGAAAUCAUUCAACACGAUGGUUACAACAAAUUUGUAAGAGUUCCAGAGGGUCAUGUAUGGUGUACAGGAGAUAAUCUUUGCCAUUCGUUAGACUCUAGGUCAUAUUCAUUUAUGCCUAUGGCUUUAAUAAAAGGAAAAAUAAUAGCUGCCAACUCUAUGGAUAAGGGCCUAAAAGACAAAGAAACUGGAAAAUACUGGUUUUGGAACUUUAGAUGGAUUGAAAAUAAUUUCAUCGCCAAAUGA